ACUCCGCACACAAUUAGAAACGUACAUAGAGCAACGUCACCUUGUAAGGGUAGGUUGUUUAUCUUGCAUGGGUAAGAAAGUUCAAACCAUUUCGUUGUCUUUCAAUAAACGUUCGUCCAAGACCAGUAUAAUCAUGAAGGUCGUCGGUAUUGGAGCUGUCUGCUUCUUAGUGUAUUUCUUUGCUUUCCCGUCACAGACAGUCGUCGUACAAGCGGCUAAAGACAAGUUAGAUGUUUCCGACAUCGUGUUUUUCGACAUGGCUAUUGGAGACGAAUCCAUUGGGAGAAUCGAGAUCAGCUUGUUCGGUAACGACGUGCCUAAGACAGUCAAAAACUUUGUCACCUUAGCUACCGGCGAGAAAGGAUUCGGUUACGAGGGCAGUGGUUUCCACAGAGUCAUCAAGGACUUCAUGAUUCAGGGAGGUGAUUUCACCAGAGGCGACGGAACUGGAGGCAAGAGCAUCUACGGAGACAAAUUCAAAGACGAAAACUUCAAGCUGAAGCACUUCGGACCAAUGUGGCUGAGCAUGGCUAACGCUGGUAAAGACACCAACGGCUCUCAAUUCUUCAUUACCACUGUGAAAACUCCCUGGUUGGACGGAAGACACGUCGUCUUCGGCAAAAUCACUAAAGGAAUUGAUAUUGUCAGGAAGAUUGAAGGUACAAAGACCAACUCCCGUGACAAGCCACUUAAGGAUGUGGUCAUUAAGAAGUCCGGCGUUGUGGAUGUACCUGCUGGUACACAAGUCGACAAGAGUUAGAGAUGUUCUCUUUUAUCAGAUCUCUGACUUGCAUGAAUUAUUUUAAUGUUCUUAACUAGUAGCUACUUGAGUAUCAUCGUGCUAGCGAAAACUUAGGAAUCCUGGGACUGGUUUUUGUACUGGGUGUUUUCAAUUAUUUAUUUGCUAGAAAAUAUUCGCUAAUUUUGAAUUUUAAGCCCUUAAAAUUCUUUGAACCAGAGAUGUUAUAAUUUAAUCAUGUUUCAAUGUUAAGCUGAAAUUUUGAUAAAUUUAUAUUUAAAGUUACUAUUAUUAUAA
Bolinopsis microptera is the source of this 1036-nucleotide messenger RNA. Its product is annotated as peptidyl-prolyl cis-trans isomerase B-like. Gene Ontology annotation, molecular function: peptidyl-prolyl cis-trans isomerase activity. Gene Ontology annotation, biological process: protein peptidyl-prolyl isomerization; protein folding. Bases 68 to 760 code for a protein of 230 amino acids. The transcript has 5 exons. Lineage: Eukaryota; Metazoa; Ctenophora; Tentaculata; Lobata; Bolinopsidae. The record is from RefSeq and is a predicted model, not a curated record.